AUGGAUGAGGAAGUUACUGAAUGGUUGAAGGUGUUGUCUAGGGGACCAAAUGAUGUUGUUAAAAGGUAUUCUGGAUAUGUUAUUAGUGGAUACAGGUUUCAUACAACAAUCCGUGAAGCAAGGCUUAAAACACAAAAUAGUGGUGUGACAUUAGAAGCGGUGACUCAAAUUCUUAGAAAUGCGAAGGAUGAAAAUCCCAAAAAGAUUCGUGUGACUUACUAUGGGGCAAUAAAAGAUAUCAUAGAGUUAGAUUAUUAUGGUCAUGAAAAAUAUGUACUAUUCAAAUGUGAUUGGUUUGUGGAUGAAAAGGAUAAAUAUGGAUCUCCAUCCUUUAAACAAGAACAAACACUAUGUUCUGAAUGCAAUCCUCAAAUUAAUAUGGAGUCAAUUGAAAAUUUGUUAGGAUUAUCUCAUGGAGAUGCUAACAGUUCCCCAAAGAAUAAGACACAACAAUUGCAUUCCUCUACAUCAACUCAUGCUCCAUGUCAUGGAAAGCAAGGUAUCAAUGAAGAUGUAGAAAAUGAUGAUAUCAAUGAUGAAAUUCAAGAGGACGACGUAGAUAGUGAAAUUCAAGUGGACGACGUAGAUGACGAAUUUCAAGAGGACGGUGUAGGUGACGAAUUUCAAGAGGACGACACAAAUCUAGAUGAUGAAUUUCAAGAGGACAUAGAUCUAGAUGAUGAAUUUCAAGAGGACGAUAUAGAUGGUGAAUUUCGAGAGGAAGACGUAGAUGAAGAAUUCUUGGAAGAAGACAUGUGUGAUGAAUUUCAAAAAGACGAUGUGGGUGAUGAAUUCGAAGAAGAAAAACUUAAAUGAGUUGGAUGAUGGAUUUUUUUUUACUUGUAGUUGAAAGCAUUAAACUUGAACUUGUUUUUUGUUAUUUUGUUGAACUAUGUUUUUUGUUAUU
Vicia villosa (hairy vetch) is the source of this 907-nucleotide messenger RNA. RefSeq lists its product as uncharacterized. The transcript is spliced from 3 exons. NCBI's taxonomy places the organism in Eukaryota, Viridiplantae, Streptophyta, Magnoliopsida, Fabales, Fabaceae. Bases 1 to 816 code for a protein of 271 amino acids. The record is from RefSeq and is a predicted model, not a curated record.